AUGAGCCGUACAACGCUGAACUCAGAGGGAUCAAGCAUUCCAGUUUUAUCCGAAGAGGCACAAGCCGCUCUAGCAGAAUUCUAUCAAGAGCAACAGGAAUCGGCUCAAGUUGAUGGCGACGGGAUAAAGCUUAUUUCUUGUGGAAGCAAUCAAAAUCAAAACUUUCUUCCAAUCCAACCAGAGGAUGAGAAGGCUGUUUCUGAAGCAUUAAAAGUCUAUGAAAUGCUUCCUAACGGACUAAAAGUCGCGAGCGUGGCGGUUCCGAAGAUUUAUGCAGGUCUGAAAGCUUCAAAAAGUUACGGAGAACUCCACUGUUUUGAUAUCUACAAUUCUGAUACUGAUAUCUCGAUUCCGUUUCACUCGUGGCCUGUUGUGUCUCCCAGUGAGUUCGAUCAAUCUCUGAAGCAGAAGUUUGAUGUUCUGUUUUCUAAACUUCUACUUCAAUCAGAUGAGAAUGCAAAGCAACUGUACGUCACUGUAAACUUUCUCCUUGCUGAAAACGGCCAAGCUGUUAUUCAAGCUACCAAUGCCGAGCUUGAGCUACUUGAAUCUGUUUUUACCGAUGAAACUUGGUCAAUCGAAAACAAAUCUGAUGCUGAAGCACAAUGGAAGGUUGCCGUUAUUCGAAGAAAAUAG
Oikopleura dioica is the source of this 636-nucleotide messenger RNA. The record is from the annotation of a GenBank genome assembly. NCBI's taxonomy places the organism in Eukaryota, Metazoa, Chordata, Appendicularia, Copelata, Oikopleuridae.